Messenger RNA from Magnolia sinica, 2294 nucleotides. Its product is annotated as beta-hexosaminidase 2. The record is from RefSeq and is a predicted model, not a curated record. Lineage: Eukaryota; Viridiplantae; Streptophyta; Magnoliopsida; Magnoliales; Magnoliaceae. Gene Ontology annotation, molecular function: beta-N-acetylhexosaminidase activity. Bases 445 to 2214 code for a protein of 589 amino acids. The transcript has 2 exons. Gene Ontology annotation, cellular component: membrane. Gene Ontology annotation, biological process: glycosaminoglycan metabolic process; carbohydrate metabolic process.
AUUAUUAUGGAUUCCCUCCCCAAUCCACGUACCCAUUGAUGUGCUCAUAUCACACGAACGUAUUAAACUAAUAACAAAAUCAUCAUCAGUCUCGUAUAAAGCCAUCCAAAAAAUUCCAAUCAAAACCCGACAACCAAAACCCAAACGCCCGUGGAAUGUUAAGUGCAGUCAACACACGCUUGGAAAAGACUAACACGCGCGCGAAGUUAAGCCGCUCAUCAGACCGAUCCACUGUGGAGAUUCCAUAUCUCAAAAAUCAGACCAUUCUAAUCAUCGAUUGGGCCAAACAGCGAGGAAUUGGACCGUCGUCUUAUUUUUCACAGACGGCGUCUUGCCAGUGGGGAUUCCGUGAUGAGCAGCUCGGAUCCCACACACGUGUGAAGCGAUACACUUCACCCAACCUAUAAAUCCUAGUCUUCAAGACCGAACCAGGGUCAUCCAGCCAUGAAUUACAAAAACCCCUAUAACAAGCCCAACGCCAUCUGUUUUCUUAUCCUCUUCUCUUUCUUCUCUUCCGCAAUCGCAUCCGUCCGAUGCCAAAUCAACGUCUGGCCCAAACCCCGUACAAUCUCAUGGCCCACCCCUCAAGCCACCCUCCUCUCCCCUUCCUUCCAAAUCCUCUCUCCCUCCCACGCCCAUCUUCGCCCCGCCGUCCGUCGUUACCUCCGUCUCAUCCUCUCCGAACGCCACCACCCCAUCCGCCCCCCUUCCGUCAAUCUCAUCGUCUCCCUGCCGUUAAAAUCCCUAAAUCUGACCAUCGCUGACCUCCCCGCCCCCCUCCAGCACAACGUCGAUGAAUCCUACUCUCUAUCAAUCCCCAACACCAGCUCCGCCGCGGCUCUGACGGCCGAGACCGCGUGGGGCGCGAUGCGCGGUCUUGAGACGUUCUCGCAGCUGGUGUGGACCCGCGACGGACGGAUGGUGGUGCCGAAUGGUCUGUACGUGUGGGAUGGGCCGUUGUUUCCGCAUCGGGGCCUGAUGCUGGACACGUCGAGGAAUUAUUACGGGGUGAAGGAUCUGAUGAGAUUGAUCCGUGCGAUGAGCAUGAACAAGAUGAAUGUUUUCCAUUGGCACGUAGUGGACUCUCAUUCGUUCCCGUUGGUGCUGGAAUCGGAACCGGAGCUGGGAAAGAAAGGAUCAUAUGGGGAAGAGAUGCGGUACGACGCGACGGACGUAAAGAGGGUGGUGGAGUUUGGGAUGAGGCAUGGGGUGAGGGUUUUGCCCGAGAUCGAUACUCCGGGUCAUGCAGCAUCAUGGGCCGAAGCUUAUCCAGAGAUCGUCACAUGCUCAGAUAUGUUUUGGUGGCCCGCCGGGAUUGAAUGGGCUGACCGAUUCGCAUCUGAACCGGCAGCGGGCCAGCUAAACCCCCUCAAUCCCAAGACUUAUCAGGUCCUUCGAAAUGUCAUUGGCGACGUUACUUCCCUCUUCCCGGAUCUGUUCUAUCACGCCGGAUCUGAUGAGAUUAUUCCUGGCUGCUGGAAGGCAGAUCCGACAAUUGGAGACUUCCUGUCCAAUGGUGGGACCCUUAGCCAGCUCCUUGAGACCUUCAUCAACUCCACUCACCCUUACAUAGUCUCCCUCAACCGCACUGUUGUGUAUUGGGAAGAUAUCCUACUGGAUUCCACAGUGAAGGUGGGUCCCAAGUUGCUUCCCCCUGAAACCACCAUACUACAGUCCUGGAACAAUGGCCCCAAUAACACUAAGCUUAUAGUUUCCGCUGGCUACCGAGCAAUCAUCUCAUCGUCCGAUUUCUACUACUUGGACUGUGGGCAUGGCGGUUUCGUCGGCAAUGACAGCCGGUAUGAUCGCCAAACGGGUGAUGAUCCUGCACAACCAUUCAAUUACAAUGGUGGCAAUGGAGGAUCGUGGUGUGCCCCAUUCAAAACGUGGCAGCGGAUAUAUGACUAUGACAUAACCCAUGGACUGAGCGAGGCGGAAGCGAAGUUGGUCUUAGGUGGAGAGGUGGCGCUAUGGUCGGAGCAAGCGGAUCCGAUGGUCAUGGAUUCUCGAAUAUGGCCAAGGGCUUCGGCGAUGGCAGAGGCAUUAUGGUCCGGGAACAGGGACGAGAGUGGCAAGAAGAGGUAUGCAGAAGCGACGGAUCGGUUGAGCGAGUGGCGGUAUAGGAUGGUGGGGCGAGGGAUCGGGGCAGCGCCCAUUCAGCCACUCUGGUGUCUUAAUCAUCCCGGCAUGUGUAACAUUGUUUCAGAAAAUUAAUCCAUUCACUGCAAAUGCCACUGGCAGGACUUCUCCUUCUGAAAGUUUCAGAAAAUAAUGGAAAUGUCAUGUUUUUAACA